UGAAGUGAUAACACCUACUUGAUAGUGUGAUAGACUUCUGGAAAAGGGCGGGGAAUUCCAGCUUGGCAAGAUGAGAUUUAUUGCUCCCCCUUCUGAAAGAAUCAAAUAUCUACACAUUCUCUAUUCAUGAAAAAAAUGUAGAAUCUGAUACGUCUUUAGACUUUCAAAAAUAGGGAACUUCAGAAUUGACGACAAGUACGAGAUUGAGUACAAGUACGAGUUUUCAAACCAGCUUUUAUUGUGUUGUCCAUACUAGAUUUCAAUCCACUUCGUGUUUUUAUUUCUUUGAUGUUUCAAUCUAUACACAGGAAUGCAAUUCAUGAUUGAUAGCACACCUAAGCCCAAUUUUAAAACUCGUACUCAAUCUCGUACUCGUUGUCAAAUCUGAAAUUCCCUAUUUAAUAUUAUCUUUGCAUCGCAAGUAGCCGCAACAACGAAAUAGAUUUCGAAAACUGAAGGGUUCACGAUUACUAUGAGUGAUGUCAAAAUCUCAGUAUCUUGGAGUCCUCGUCACAAAAGCCAUCUUAAUUUUUCAGUAUCCAAAAGAAUUUUCGAAGAGAAACAUGUAAAGUUAAUAAGUCCGAUAACAUGUCGAUAAUGAUAAAAGAGAUAAUUUUCUAAGGUCAACAUGGUCAAGAAAAGAAAAAAUCAUCUAUUCAAGCUUUUAAGCUUGAGUUACGAAAUAAAAAAGAAUAAAAAAUGAAAAAAAACCCGCGGGCUUCAGCAACUUUAUAGUUGGCUUUUCAACUCCCUACUGCGCAGCUUGGCACGUCUGUGUUGUCGACGCAAAAUUAUCACGCUUCUUGUCUCUAAUCGGUAGAGUUUAGUUUUGAACUCAGUAUAAUGUUAUGGCAAGGAAAACAUUAUCAUGGACUGCUUUCUCAUAAAUUUUGUCUCCUUACAUAGCCUUGAAUCAUUGAAUCGGAAUGUUUUUGUCGUCCAAUCACGUGACGCAUUUAGUAUCGAAGAGGUAUCGAAGAGGCACGCAGGUGUUGUAGCCUUACUCGUCGAAGAAAUUUCAGAAAUUUCAAAAUCAUGCCAACUGUAGAUUCUCGACCAGAUUUAUUCUCAAAAUUGGAAAGACAAUCUCCCAAAAAACAGAAAGAAAGUGUCAUUGAUCAGUUCAGGUCGGAGCCAGUCUCACCUUCAGCAAAAAAUGUGGAACCAGGAGAUCACCUUGUCUUCCCUCGAAAGUUCUACGACCAUCAUGGAAUCUGCACCGAAAAAGACGGUGAAAACGUCAAAGUUGUAGAGUAUACUGGUCCAGGAUUCACUUUCUGGGGCUCAAAUGCAAGUAGAGCAACGUCGUGUUUCGAUAGUGGAGCCUUUGGUGUAGUCAAAGAAACGAGUUAUACAUACGAAGAAUUGGAAAAAGGAAAGGUGAAGAAGAAGAUUUGGCCCGAUUCCCUCGUCAGAUACAGUCGUUCAGAAAUUAUUUCAAGAGCGAAAAAACGACUCGGGGAAACCUUUUACGGCCUUCUUGAGAAUAACUGCGAGCAUUUCGCAAGCUGGUGUAUUUGUGGUCUAAAUGUCAGCUUACAAGUCAAAGAAUGGUUCUAUUGGUUCAGAGAAGCCUUCUAUUCCGUUUGCGCCUCGCUAAAGCAAUAUGUAUUGGCCCCUACAGCCCUGAAAAACUGUAAGUCUGAAAUUGUGAAGUUUGUUGCAAAGGUUAUUGCCAAUUUCUCUGACGAGUUAUCCAGCAAGUUAGAAAGCAUGUUAGUCAAAGCGACUGAUUAUGGCUUCUUGAUUGGUAUCAUAAUUGAAGGCCUAUUGGCUAUCUAUGAAGUCAUUAAGGCUCAGAAGAAGUGGAAGGAAGGAGUAUAUACUGACGAAGAGUGGUAUGAAAAGGUGGUUGAGGUACUUGCAAAAGGCACUUGUCGAUUGGCUGGAGGCAUCAUAGGGUCAGUCUAUUGUCAACAGUACUUUGGAAGCCUAAUAGGUGGAGCCAUUGGUGCAGGUCUGGGCCAUAUUAUUGGUUUUUGCAUAAGCUGGUAUUACAAAAACAGUCAUUAUAUUGACGGAUAACUGAUCAACAAUCAGGCAAAACAAUUUGCAGUCAUUCUCAUCAUAGCUAGUUUAGCACAUGACAGUAUAGCAAAACUGCAUAACAUUCAAGAUGCAGCUCAAGACUGAUGAAACCAUGCAACUGUACAAACUAUAAACAGUGCUAUUUAGUUGUACCAGAAACCUAUCUAUAAGGGACUUUUCAAGUCGAUCCCUUAUAGGUUUCUGGUUGGUAGGCUUCUGGAAAAGGGCGGGGAAUCCCAGCUUGGCAAGAUGAGAUUUAUUGCACUCCCUUCUGAAAGAACUAUAUCUGCACAUUCUCUAUUCAUGAUAAAAAUGUAGAAUC
Molecule: messenger RNA, 2350 nt
Organism: Exaiptasia diaphana
Lineage: Eukaryota; Metazoa; Cnidaria; Anthozoa; Actiniaria; Aiptasiidae
Exons: 2
Coding region: 1036-2025 (329 amino acids)
Biological process (GO): N-acylphosphatidylethanolamine metabolic process
Cellular component (GO): cytoplasm
Molecular function (GO): glycerophospholipid phospholipase A1 activity; A2-type glycerophospholipase activity
Source: RefSeq, a predicted model, not a curated record